This is a messenger RNA of Carassius carassius (crucian carp), 1193 nucleotides long. Its product is annotated as trophoblast glycoprotein-like. The transcript has 2 exons. Gene Ontology annotation, cellular component: plasma membrane. The record is from RefSeq and is a predicted model, not a curated record. Gene Ontology annotation, molecular function: protein binding. Bases 1 to 897 code for a protein of 298 amino acids. Lineage: Eukaryota; Metazoa; Chordata; Actinopteri; Cypriniformes; Cyprinidae. Gene Ontology annotation, biological process: negative regulation of canonical Wnt signaling pathway.
AUGGAAAUGAAUAGAAAACUACUUUGUGUUUCAUCUCACACUUUAAAGCGAUAUCAUUUUAGCGUGAGGCUGAUGUGUUUGUUUGUUUUGUCCGCUGAAGCUCAUCAAUGUCACGAUACCUACAUGCGGUAUGACGGAUUGGUGAGUUGUGAAGAGCUCAUACUACCUCUCGAAGUGCCCAGAAGCAUCCAAAACUUAACUUUAUACAGAUACAAUAUCUCAGUUUUAACCAAGAGAGCGUUUUCAGCCAAUGGGACCGAAACGGACUUGCGCGCGCUGUCACUGCAGGACAACAACAUACAGGUGAUCGAAAGUUGUGCGUUUUGUGGACUCUCCCGACUUCUUUCCUUAGAUUUGAGUCACAACCGUUUAAUGGUUGUGUCCCCUGGAGCCUUUUAUGGUUUGGAACAGCUACGUAAUCUUAACCUCAGUAACACUUUGAUGACUUCGGACGCGAGCCAAUUACCCCUCGCGCUGUCCACGGAUAAUUUGGGUAAUCUUCAGAGAUUGGACCUGUCUGGAAACCGUUUGGAGAACCCGUUCGAGUGUAAAUGUGACAAACUGAAGGAGUUUUAUAAAUGGCUGAAGAAUAGCUCCCAAUGCGCAGACUCCAAUAGCCUGAAAUGCGUACAACCCGAAAAGAAGAAAAACACGCACGUGAUGGAUCUAGAAAAGAGGGACAUGGAGUGCCAAAACUUGGAUGCCCGAUCUUAUGUGCUUCUCGGCAUUGUGUUGGCCCUCAUUGGAGUUGUGUUCCUCAUGGUGUUGUACUUGAACAGAAGAGGUAUCAAGAGAUGGCUUAAUAACAUUAGAGAGGCCUGUCGGGAUCAAAUGGAGGUGUAUCAUUACAGAUAUGAACAGGACUCCGAUCCCAGGUUAGCAAAUGUUGCAGUUUAAGCGGAACCUUCUGACCUCGUCUCCUCGAAUUGUUUGAUGAAACGCUAUGACAUUAAAGUUUUGUAGCCCAUUUUAAGCCCAUGUAUGUUAGUUUAUAAGACGCGUAUACCCUUACAAAUUUACAAAAUUAACUUUCAGCAGAUACACUUUUUAAAUAAACUGGGGAAAUGGAUAUGGAAUUUCACUCAUCUUGCACUCACGGGUGUAUUAUUAGUAUUUUUUUUUUUGUUUUUCAAUAAAAUGUUGAAAUGGGAAUGUCCCUCCCACCUGUCUGGGACCAGCAAUCAGGAAAUCUG